Oncorhynchus tshawytscha (Chinook salmon) is the source of this 1069-nucleotide messenger RNA. RefSeq names its product late histone H1. The record is from RefSeq and is a predicted model, not a curated record. NCBI's taxonomy places the organism in Eukaryota, Metazoa, Chordata, Actinopteri, Salmoniformes, Salmonidae. Gene Ontology annotation, biological process: regulation of apoptotic process. Bases 95 to 928 code for a protein of 277 amino acids. The transcript has 4 exons.
CACACCCACAACUUCAACUUCCUUUUCGAAACCCCAACCGACACCCACCCAGUUUACCUACAGUCAGAACAAUAUUUCAAUCUUCUGAAACCAAAUGGCUGUCAAUCAAUUGAAUGAUGUCCGGGAGCAGUUUGUCAGCCUGGUGACAGAGGCUAAUAUCAAGGCUCUACUAGACAGACUUCAGCAUCCACAUGAAGGCAGAAGAUUUAUCAACAAGUUCGAGGCAGAAGAGGUGAUACAAAAAAAACCUGAGAGGGCCGACAAGGCACGUUCUCUUAUUGAUAUGGUGAUUAGUAAAGGUGAUGCUGCUUGCAAGAUGAUGUUAACCACAUGGCAUAAUCUAGACCCCUCCAGCCAGAUAUUGAACACACCGGCACAUGUCCUCACAAGCCAAAGGGCACUAGGAUCCUCCUCAUGGAUGCCUCCAUCUCAAGGUUCUCCUCCAGCAUCGUCUCGUGUCAUGGGUGCUGAAAGAACGGCAAAUGAAAUAAACUCUACAGUGAUUAAUUAUAACUACACUAUGCCUAUUCACCAAGCCCAACCAAACCUGAAGAGGAAGGCUGAAAGCAUUGGAAUUGGGACAGUUGGAAGCACUGUAAAUAACGCCAAGAAGCCCAAAAUUGAGGACCACCUUGAGAAAAACAUGAAGACCGCACCCAAGGCACCUGUACCCAAGAAGCCUGCUGCAGCGAAGAAGCCUAAAGUCAAGAAGCCUGCUGCAGCUAAGAAGCCUAAAGUCAAGAAGCCUGCUGCAGCUAAGAAGCCUAAAGUCAAGAAGCCUGCUGCAGCUAAGAAGCCUAAAGUCAAGAAGCCUGCUGCAGCUAAGAAGCCUAAAGUCAAGAAGCCUGCUGCAGAGAAGAAGCCUAAAGUCAAGAAGCCUGCUGCAGCGAAGAAGCCUAAAGUCAAGAAGCCUGCUGCAAAAAAAUAGUUAAAUAAAGAUAUAAAACAUAAGAGCACCAGGUGCAUAAGUUUUAGGCAUAUUGCCUUUAAAACAUUCAAAGCACCAUAUACAGUGGGGCAAAAAAAAGUAUUUAGUCAGCCACCAAUUGUGCAAGUUCUCCCACUUAAA